Molecule: messenger RNA, 3051 nt
Organism: Striga hermonthica
Lineage: Eukaryota; Viridiplantae; Streptophyta; Magnoliopsida; Lamiales; Orobanchaceae
Source: the annotation of a GenBank genome assembly
AUGAUGGAGAGUAUACUUGCGAAAUUACGGAGCCUGGACGCGUACCCGAAGAUCAACGAGGAUUUUUACAGCCGAACACUUUCCGGCGGCGUCAUAACCCUGGCUUCCUCCAUCAUCAUGCUCCUGCUGUUCGUUUCUGAGCUCAGAUUGUACCUUUAUGCUGUAACCGAGACAAAGUUAGUGGUAGAUACAUCAAGAGGAGAAAGGCUUCGUAUUAAUUUUGAUGUGACUUUUCCAGCACUUCCAUGCUCUAUAGUCAGCAUUGAUGCCAUUGAUAUUAGUGGAGAGCAACAUCUGGAUGUUAGACAUGAUAUUAUCAAGAAAAGGAUCGAUGUUCAUGGUAAUAUAAUCGAAACAAGGGCAGAUACUAUUGGCUCUCCGAAGAUUGAGCGACCUUUACAGCGGCAUGGUGGGAGGCUGGAAAGCAAUGAAACCUACUGUGGCUCUUGUUACGGUGCAGAAGUGGCAGAUGAUGAUUGUUGUAACAAUUGUGAAGACGUUCGUGAAGCAUAUAGAAAGAAAGGAUGGGCCUUGUCCAAUCCAGAUUUAAUCGACCAGUGCAAAAGAGAAGGUUUCCUUCAAAGGAUCAAAGAGGAGGAUGGUGAAGGAUGUAACAUUUAUGGGUUUUUGGAUGUAAAUAAGGUAGCUGGUAAUUUUCAUUUUGCUCCUGGGAAAAGUUUCCAGCAGUCAAAUGUGCAUGUUCACGAUCUGCUCACCUUUCACAAAGAUAGUUUUAAUAUGACUCACAAGAUCAACAGAUUAACAUAUGGAGAGUACUUUCCUGGUGUUGUGAAUCCUCUAGAUGGGUACAUAUUAUAUAAAUUUCAUUUUGUGGUUCCAACUGUAUUCACAGAUGUCGACGAGCAUACCAUUCAAUCCAAUCAAUUCUCUGUUACUGAACAUGUUAAAGGGUCAGAAUUAGGUCAACUGCAAGCUCUUCCUGGAGUGUUUUUCUUUUAUGAGCUUUCGCCAAUUAAGGUGACUUUUACAGAGACUCACGUCUCAUUUUUGCAUUUCCUGACCAAUGUCUGUGCCAUUGCGAUCGGAGAGGAGGGCAGAGCCGUGUACAACGCAGGACAGGCAAAUGGGCUAACAUUUUGGGCGCCAAACAUAAACAUAUUUAGGGACCCGAGAUGGGGGAGAGGUCAAGAGACACCUGGCGAGGACCCAUUGGUUGCCGGAAAGUACUCAGUUGCUUACGUUAGGGGAAUUCAAGGGGACAGUUUCGAAGGAGGGGCGCUUAAGGAUGGCCGGCUCAAAGCCUCAGCUUGUUGCAAACACUACACUGCCCAUGAUUUGGACAAUUGGAAAGGGGUCACUCGUUACGUCUUUGAUGCCAAAGUGAGCAAGCAAGAUUUAGCGGAUACGUACCAGCCACCAUUCAGGGCAUGUGUGGAAGAAGGGCGGGCGAGCGGCAUAAUGUGCGCAUACAACCGUGUGAAUGGGGUGCCGAGCUGUGCGGAUUACAGUCUACUCACUGAGACUGCUCGAAAACAGUGGGGUUUUCAAGGGUACAUUGUCUCGGACUGCGAUGCCGUCGCAAUCAUACAUGACCAGCAAGGGUAUGCUAAACAGCCUGAAGAUGCAGUUGCAGAUGUUCUUCAAGCUGGCAUGGACAUGGACUGUGGCAGCUAUCUUUUGAAACACACGAAUUCGGCUGUGGCCCGCAACAAAACACUUGAACAAGACAUCGACCGGGCCCUCACCAGCCUCUUCUCCAUCCGAAUGAGACUCGGGCUUUUCAACGGUGACCCGACAAAACUCGAAUACGGGAAUAUCAGCCUGGCCCACGUCUGCAGCAAAACCCACCUCGACCUGGCCCUGGAGGCUGCCCGAUCCGGCAUCGUCCUCCUAAAAAACGACGCACGACUCCUCCCUUUCCAUAAGUCUCAAAACGCAUCCAUUGCCGUCAUUGGGCCCCACGCAAACUCCACCGAGCCCUUUCUCGGGAACUAUGAGGGUGUCCCGUGCGGGAACACCACAAUCCUCGAGGCCCUCCAAAAGUACUACUCGGUAAGCACGGUCGGGUACCACCCGGGCUGUGACUCGGUAAAUUGUACCUCGGAUAGAUUAAUUGAUGAAGCAGUGGGCGUUGCAAAAGAGGCUGACUAUGUUGUUAUGAUAAUGGGGUUGGAUCAAACAAUUGAGCGGGAAAAACUCGACAGGCUCGAGCUGGGGCUGCCGGGGAAUCAGGAAAAUCUCGUGACGAGAGCUGCAAAGGUUGCGAAAAGGCCGGUGGUGCUAGUUUUGCUGUGUGGGGGCCCAGUCGAUGUUUCGUUUGCUAAGGAGAACCCUAGAAUUGGGAGCAUCUUGUGGGCGGGCUAUCCCGGAGAGGCCGGGGGAGUUGCUGUUGCACAGACUUUGUUUGGUGAUAACAAUCCAGGCGGGAAAUUACCGGUGACUUGGUACCCGAAAGAGUUUGUGAGAGUAGCAAUGACAGAUAUGAGAAUGCGGCCGGAUCCAUCCACCGACUAUCCUGGCCGAACAUACAGAUUCUACACGGGCCCAAAAGUUUUUGAAUUCGGGCACGGUCUAAGCUACACAGAGCACUCUUACGAAUUCGUCUCCGUUAAGCCACGCAACAUAUCUAUAAAUAGAAAAUCUGGUCCUCAUGCGCAGGCCCGGUCCGCAACGGUUUCGAGCCUGGGAGCGGCCAAGUCAUGCAAGGAGAUGAAAUUGGAGGUGCAGGUGAACGUUAAAAAUCAUGGGGAUAUGGAGAGCAAACAUGCGGUGUUGCUGUUUGUGCGGGAUAACAAGGGGAGAAGGCUGGUCGGGUUUCAGAGCGUGAGUUUGAGGGAAGAGGAAAGUAAAGAGAUAGAUUUUGUGGUGAGGCCGUGCGAGCAUCUUAGCCGUGCGGACGAGGAUGGGGUGAUGGUGAUCGAGGAGGGUACAUUGACCUUGGAGGUGGGGGAUGAGCAUUCCUGCGCUCGCCCCGCACUCUUCAUGCGACUCGACACCGAGCACCAGGGGUCAUCGAGGGCGGCGCAUGUACGUGCGCGCACGAGAAGUAACGCCUGUGAGAUGUCCAGGGAUGUGCACGUGCUCGGCUGA